Molecule: messenger RNA, 6078 nt
Organism: Peronospora farinosa
Lineage: Eukaryota; Oomycota; Peronosporomycetes; Peronosporales; Peronosporaceae
Source: the annotation of a GenBank genome assembly
AUGGAAGCACUCGUUCUGAAGUCGCUCGAGAAGUUACGCAAGGCGUGUACCCGUAACCAUCGGGAGUUACGGGAUUUAAUUGAUGCAACUCAAGCCAAGGUUACGGUUACAAGUCAAGAGGGUACACUAAAGGUACCCUUUGAACCAUUUCUCUUGGCCUGUCUGACCCGCUAUGCAAAGCUUGUGGUUGUGGGUUUGGACUGUAUGGAGAAAUUUCUGGCCUUUGGGUUCCUGGAAGAAGCGGGGAAAAUUCCUAAAAGGGUUCGGCGAUGGUUAGGGCAAAAGACAACAGCUGGUUUUGGCAAUAAUGGUCGUUGGUCCGGGUCUGGAAAUGGGUCGAGUCCUCUAAGGAGUAAUAAUAAUCGCGAUGCAAGUGAAGAAAAAGAUGAGCAUGAAGAGACAUACAGACUUAUCGACUGUAUUGUUGAAGUGGCGUGUGAUUGUAAUGAUCAUCCAGAUGAAGGAGUUCAAAUUCAAGUGCUGCGAGUGUUAUUAACGGCUGUGACGACACCGACGUGUGAAGUACAUGAACAUGCAUUAUUAAGAGCCGUGAGAGCUUGUUAUCAUGUUCAUUUGGUGAGCAAAAGUGCUACCAAUAAAAUGGUAGCAAAAGCGACAUUGCAGCAGUUAAUUAGCAUUGUAUUUCAAAGGAUGGAGACAUUUGAUCAACGUGUGGAAGAAGAGACGAAAGUUACGUUACAGGCGUCUUUGGAUAAACAAAAACAAGAACAACACACUCAACAAGGAGAAGAGAGAAAAGAAUGCGAGCAGGAAGCAAGACAAGAGCAACACGAAAUAAAUGAGAGUGAGAGUGAUAAAGACAAUAUUGACCAAACGCAGCGUAAAGACCCGACGGCUGCUUUUUAUCCGUCGGUUGCAGCUGCACUUCAGCUCCCUCGCACUUCCGAUCACCAGGAAAUACUGGCAAACUCGUCUGCGACGAUUAUAAAAGAUAGAAAAAUGGCGACACUAUCACCACCAGUGUCUGCCGCCGCGUUCCCGUCCGUGCUACACAAGGACGCAUAUUUGCUGUUCCGUUCGCUUUGCCGAAUUUCAAUGCGAUCAGUUGCUGAUGAUUUUCCGGCAGCUAAUGGUGUGAACGGCUCCGUUGGUGAAGACGCAGGAAACGGUGUUAUGCCCGAAGACCCUUUUGCUUUCCAGAGUAAAAUCUUAUCGCUGGAAUUGGUGAAGGAGAUCGUGGAGAAUGCUGGGCCAUCGUUUAGACGUGGUGAGCGAUUCGUGCGUGCCAUUCGACAAUGUUUAUGCCAAUCGUUAUUGCAAAACUGCACAAGUAACUACACGCAGAUCGUAUCAUUGUCACUGCAGGUUUUCUUGGUGCUACUACGCAACUUUAAGCGCCAUCUCAAGACAGAGUUGGAUAUCUUCGUCACAAGUAUAUUUCUGCGCCUGUUACAGUCUGAGAACGCCAGCUUUGAACACAAACUUCUGGUAUUGGAGGCAUUGCAUACGAUCUGUGAGGAUCCGCAAACUCUAAGUGAAAUUUUUAUUAACUACGAUUGCGAGUGGAAUACCAACGAUUUAUUCAAGCAGAUUGUGCACGCACUUGCCAAGGCCGCUAAGGGUGGUCGCUCUCAAGACACUGCAGCUCAACAGUAUGCUGCCAGUUUGUCCACAAGUGCACGCUUGAAGAUGCAGCAACAGGAUACUGCCCUCGCUCUCAAGGGUCUUGAAUGCCUUACCGCCAUUACUGCAUCGUUGAAGAAGGCCGCAAAUUUUGUCGAAAUGGAACGACAGUCUUCUUUUCAGCUUGAAGGAGAGGAGCCUCACAGUAUCGAAAACUGUGGAGAUGAAGACAAUGUCGCCCCGCCGGACUUGGCUCCAGUCGUCUCAUCUACGAUGUCGGCAGUUGAGGCCUUUGCAAGUAAAAAGAAGCGCCAAGAAGAGAUGGCCACAGGUGUUCUCAAAUUCAACGUGAAGCCUAGUGCUGGUAUCGCGUAUCUUGUUGCCCAUGGACACAUGGGUGAAGGCUCACCACGUGAUGUCGCAACUUUUCUACACACGCACAACAAUAAGCUGGAUAAGACAAUGGUGGGCGACUACCUCGGAAAUGGUGUUCAUUACCAGGGAGGAUUUUGUGUGAAAGUACUUCAUGAAUACGUGGAUAUGAUGGAGUUUACCGGCUUGGAGAUCGAUGUGGCCAUUCGUCACUUUCUUGCUGGUUUUCGUUUGCCUGGUGAAUCGCAGAAGAUUGAUCGAAUGAUGGAGAAGUUUGCGGAACGGUUUUUCAAUUCUUGUCCGCCUGGAUUAUUUCCUAGCGCAGACACAGCUUUCAUCCUAGCGUUCUCUAUCAUCAUGCUGCAGACAGAUCUGCACAAUCCAAGCAUCGCGGAGGAGAAAAAGAUGGACAAGGCUGGAUUCCUACGCAACAACCGUGGUAUCAACGACGGCAAGGAUUUGCCGGAGGAUUACAUGGGCGCUAUCUUUGACCGUAUUAAAGCGGCACCUAUUUCACUAAAGGAAGACGACGACUUUCGUACACGUCGUGGUGGAGCACCUACUGCUGCGAGCUCUUUGUUUGGAGCUUCUGGCGCAGCUACAGAUCGCAUGCGACGUGAUGCUUACAUUAAAGAGCGUGAGUCGAUGGUGCGUCAGUCUGAAGCUCUCUUUAAGCGUCGUAUACCGGCAUCAGCGCGAGGGCAACAAGAGUUUUCCCUAUCUCCUCGUAGUAAUCGGCCGAGUGCAUCUACCACGUCAAGCCCAGGGGAGUCACAGCGAAAUGGCGAUGCUUCAUCGUCGCACUUGACGCCAGAUCCUUCGUCGUCCGCGUUUCGAGAAGUCUCAGGAUACAAUGAGCGCUCUCACGUGCGCCCUAUGUUUGAUACGCUCUGGGCCCCGCUUUUGGCAGCAUGCUCGGUGACCUUCGAAAGUUCUGAGUCGGCAGAAUCCAUCCAGCUCUGCCUUGAUUCAUUUCGGCAUGCGGUGCAUCUUUCUGCUAGGCUGGAUAUGCCAGCGGAACGGGACGCCUUCGUAAUGGUGUUAACCAAGUUUACCGCGUUACACACAACAAACGCACGAUUGAUGCGAUCAAAGAACAUGGAGGCGAUCAAGGCUCUUAUUUCAAUUAGUGUGAAGGAGGGAAAUUACCUUGGUGAUUCAUGGCACGACGUCCUCCAGACCAUUUCACAGCUCGCUCGAAUUCAGUCACACGCUCAGGGUAUGCCUGAGCGUUCUGUGCCAGGGUCACUUUCCGGUGAUUCAUCCUAUUUUACCCGACAGCCUUCACCUGGCGUGGGUAGCUAUUCUAGCUCCCGCAAUAAAAGCAGUAAUUCUGCACCUUCGUUCAGCAUGCUUGGCUCUUCAACGAGCCUUAAGCGUGGUGGGUUAGGAUCGUCGUCUCCAUCUCAAUCUUACCGUGAAAUCGGUGGUCGUGGGGGUGGCUCUGAACUAGACGAGGCCCAAGUUGAAGACGAAAAUGCUGCACGCGUGCUAAAAGAGAUUGACCAGCUGGCAAGCGAUCGUGUUUUCUCAAGUUCUGUGUCACUUAGUGACCAAGCUUUGCAGGAGUUUGUCGUACAGCUCACUGUUGUGUCGCUCUCAGAGUGUUCAGGCGUUGGACCGUCUGGUGCUGUAGGCGGCUCCCCUCCUCGUGUAUUCAGCUUGCAGAAGCUUGUCGAAGUAGCUGACAUGAACAUGCGAACUCGCUCUCGUAUGGUGUGGACAGCUACGUGGCAGACUUUAUCGAGACACUUUACCACGGUCGGAUGCCACGAGGACUUGACGGUUGGCAUGUACGCUAUCGAUUCGCUGCGCCAGCUUAGCAUGAAAUUUCUCGAGCGAGCAGAGCUUCGCGAUUUCAACUUCCAGCGGCUGUUCUUGGCACCUUUUGAAGUAAUUAUGGCAAAUGCCACAUCUCUUGAAACCCGUGAGCUGGUUUUGCGCUGUGUUGAGAACUUGGUACUUGCUCGAGUUGGCAACAUCCGUUCCGGAUGGAAAACAAUUUGGGGUGUGCUUCGUAUAGCAGCCGAGACGUAUGCGCCUGGCAGCGAAGACCGAGUGGUGCUAUUAGGGUUCCAGGUCGCCCGCGGUGUGUUGGAGCGUCAUUUUGACUGCAUCGUUGAUGUGUUCAUCGACGUUGUGGACUGUCUUCUCGCUUUUGCAGUUUGCGGUUGUGAGGAUAUUGAGCGCGAGAUGGAGGAGCGACUUGCGCUCACACAGUUAGGAGUAGACAGCAUUGGCCUUCUACGAAGUGUCUGCAUUGAAAAGUUAGCGACUGGAGAGGUCAUCGAACCACUUACUGCUCGUGAAACGGCGGGAUCCCUUUCAAUUGCUUCAGUUCCUGCAGCAGCCGGUGUAGUUGCUGCGGCCAACCAGGCGGCUCUUGUCGAUUUUAAGACACUCAAGGUAUUGGACGAAGAUCCUAUCGAUGAAGCUAGCACGGCUGAUGGCGUUCAGUCGCCAGCUUCAGUGCAUCAACAGAAACAGAAUUCUGUAAGCUCACUAAAGGAAGAGGUGGACAAGCAGGUAUCAACGCCUGAUUCUACUGCAUUAUCGACUCGUGAAAGAGCUAGUUUUCUGGAGGCACAGGAGGAGGACAAGUAUCUUGAAAGCGGCGAGGCGGCAUACAACGACUCCGUUGCACAUAUGCGGAUGUGGUGGCCUGUGCUCUCAGCUCUAUCUACGCUUGCUGCUGACCGUCGUCUAGACGUGCGUCUCGCAGCACUGGAAGCGCUCUUUAACGCGUUAGAGACUCACGGCAAGAAGUUUUCAUCUGGUCUGUGGAGUUUGAUCUUCAAAGAUGUCCUGAUUCCCCUCUUGGACGAGUUGCACCACCUCGAGGUGAUUGUGGAGAAGGGUGCAUUCAUAUCGCCCAAGCUACCGUUGCCACCGACGCUCAAUUCGUCUGGUCACUUGUCUCACUACACCGCUGGUAAAACCACUGCAACGCUGUGCCUCGAGCGGCUGCUAGAGUGCUUCGGACUUUUUUCUGAUAUUGUGGGGUUCCUACCUGACGUUCUCUUUUUAUUGGGCAAGUGCAUGGAUGCUGGUGCUGUCGACGACCAGCUUGCAGUAGCGUCACCACGUGCGUUCGAGGCCAUGUUGGUCUCACAUGGACAUAAAUUUCCCACGGGUGUCUGGGGUCUCAUUGUUGAUGAACUGCGCAAUAUUAUGAAGCGUGCCGAACCAACGUGGAUAUUCUUUGCCUUGCCUCGUGAAGAGGAAGCUAAAGAAGAGGAAGCUGAAAUUCUUGAACCUCACAUCGAUUCUUGUGGCAAAAGCCUUUCCAAGCUGCAAAGGUCAUCGUUAUCUUCAUCAACGGCAGCAUCUGUUGUCAUGUCACCUCAUGAACCUUCACUUCUGGGUAUGUAUUCAGGGGUCGUGGCGACUUUGGGUUUCAUGUUUGCUACAAGCUUUCCACCAAAGGUGAUCAGCGCUGAAGAGGUAAAAGCCCAGCGAAAACCGUCACGCACCCACUUGGCUGUUCUAUUGGCUUUGCAGCGAUUAGCAGGAAAUGUGCUUGUUAGCCGUCGCAGGGACAAUCUGUCAAUUAGCAUCGGUCAUGCUCGCUCGCUCUUAUCUUGUCUACGUGAGAGCUUCGUAUUUGCACGCAAGGUUAACGAUGCGGUGCCACUGCGGCGUUAUCUGCAGCGCGUUGGAUGGCGCUAUGGUAGGACAAUGCCAUCAUCUACUGAGCUCCCUAGUUUGUUACCGCAAGAAGUAAUGGGCAAGCAGCAGUAUCUUCAAGUGUUGUUUACUGCUCUCACUCGAGGCAUAGAUAACAAUGAUCUUGAGGAGCAGGAGGAGGCUCGCGGGUACAUGGCGCGAUUAGUACAAGACACACUUGAAGAAUAUCUGGCCUGGACAGGUGUAGCUCCGCAGCAUAUCGAGGACGGAAAAGUAGUACCUGCCGAUGCAAAACAACGGGUGGAGAGUUUUACGCCUCUAAUUGUUGCGACACUGAGGGGGAUAGCUGCGUUUGACAACACCGAGCUACAAUGCCACAUGUCAUGGUUGUAUCCGCUUUUAACAGAGCUCAUGUUGGUACCAAAUGUCGAGGUACGAGGAGCACUCUCGAACGUGUUUAGCAAAGCAGUACGACAAUUACUGCUGCCCAUGUAA